Messenger RNA from Cavenderia fasciculata, 537 nucleotides. RefSeq lists its product as uncharacterized. Gene Ontology annotation, molecular function: cysteine-type endopeptidase inhibitor activity. Gene Ontology annotation, cellular component: cytosol. Lineage: Eukaryota; Evosea; Eumycetozoa; Acytosteliales; Cavenderiaceae. The transcript is spliced from 4 exons. Bases 1 to 537 code for a protein of 178 amino acids. The record is from RefSeq and is a predicted model, not a curated record.
AUGGUUAUCCCAGGAGGUCUUCACAAUGUCAAGCCAGCCGAUGCUGAAGUAGUCAGUGUUGUCAAACAAGUCAAACCAUUACUCGAAGCUAGACUUGGUCAAUCAUUGGAUAUUCUUGAACCAAUUUCAUAUUGUACUCAAACUGUUGCUGGAACCAACUAUUUUGUAAAGGUUAAAAUUCCAGAAGGAUAUGCUCAUCUCAGACUCUACAAGGAUAAUAAUGAUAGUAAUAAUAAUACUCAAUUUAUCUAUGAACGACCAAGUAUUAAAACAACUUGCUACGAACAAGAAUUUUCAGAGUUGACAGAUUCCCAGAAAACAUACUUUAUCAUACAGAUAAACCAAUCACCUCUACUCUCAUCACUCAACGAUGUGGCAAAGAUGGGCAUUCCAAUUAAAACCAUCCUUGACAUGAUCUUUAUCCCAAUCGAAGAUGCAAAAGUUUGGUACAAAGACUCCAUUAAAAGAACAAAUGAUUGGCUUGAUGCGUUGGCUCGAUUACUCGGUCUAGACCAAGAGAACGGUAGACAACCAUGA